Messenger RNA from Spodoptera exigua (beet armyworm), 3407 nucleotides. NCBI's taxonomy places the organism in Eukaryota, Metazoa, Arthropoda, Insecta, Lepidoptera, Noctuidae. The record is from the annotation of a GenBank genome assembly.
CCAGCCUUCCUCUGACGUUGCAUCUGUUCACGGUGACAUUUAGAGCAGUACCCCUGCCACUGGGGGUUCCCGAAGUAGUCACAGCCAUUCUUGCACUUCAAGUCACUCUGGUCUAUCCGCAGAGACGGCAUCUUGGAUGCAAACAUCAUAUACUUGUAAGACCUCUGCAGAUUCGGACCAAACCACAUAGUCACAGUUAUAAUUUGCACAAUAAUUUUGAAUUUAACUUGACUGAUGCCCAACUAUUUGGGCCAAAUUGAUCAACCAUUUAUUUUUGAGCCUUGCUGCUACAGUGCGACACUUGCAGCGACGACCGAACAGUAUUACAACUACAAUUUAGUCAAUUUUUAAUGCUCUGCACUCGAAUAAUCGCCCAUUAAUUGCAAUGACGAUAUUUUCAGCCCAUGUUUGGUAAUUUACGAUUACUAGGAGCGGUUUAGCGCGGAAGGCAGUAUUCAUUUCAAUGUGCAGCGUUAACGGUGGUCGUUCAACGAUUUCCUCCGUUAUAUAGCCCUUCUCUUAUCGUAAAAUGUACAUACUCGAGUAUCUGAUAACCAAAUGAAUACAUGUAACUAGUGUAGAUGUAGUUUUAUGCCUAUGUAGAUAGUGUGCAGCUAUAUGAACAGUAAUUGUUAAUAUACACUCACCUCAGAUUAAGGAAGCGAGAUAUGACGAAGCAAUCAAGGCUCUCAACGACGCUAUCAACUUCAGUCCGAACAGAGCAGGACUGUCUCUCCUUGGGUACUGCUACUUCAGGACACAAUCUUUCCUUGAAGCUGCCAAUUGUUACGAGCAGCUGUCAGCAAUGCAUCCCGAUAUACCUGAGUACAAGCUCUAUUUUGCCCAAGCACUGCACGAAGCUUCAAUGUACGAAGAAUCUUAUAAAGUCACAAUGCAAAUCACAGCCCCAUUACUUGAAAGAAAGGUCAUAAAAUUACAAUCUGCCAUCAAAUACGGCGAAGAAGACACAAUUACAGCAAAAGGACUCGUAGACUCAUAUCCUCAAGAGGAUCCAGAUAAAGACAUCAAUCUAGGAUGUUUGUUGUUCAAAGAAAACCAAUACGAGGAGGCUUUGCAGAAAUUUUCGCGAAGCCUGAACGUUGUUGGAUUCAAUGCACAUCUUCAUUACAACAUAGCGCUUUGCUACUUUAAACUCAAAGAAUAUCCACAAGCAUUGAAACAUAUAACUCUAGUGAUUGAAAAAGGAAUUCGGGACCAUCCCGAACUUGCAGUUGGAAUGCAAGCAGAGACUUCAGAGGUAAAAUCUGUUGGAAAUACACUGACUCUGCAUGAGACAGCGCUCACUGAAGUGUUUAAUCUUAAAGCUGCCAUUGAAUUUCAAUUGAAGAACAUAGAAGCGGCACGUGAAGCACUUAACGAUAUGCCACCUAGGCAUGAGCACGAGCUAGAUGCCGUAACCUUACAUAACAUAGCACUGACUUCUAUAGAUAUAAAGCCAACAGACGGCUUCGAAAAAUUGCAUUUCUUGCUGCAACAAGAUCCUUUUCCUGCAGAAACAUUUGCCAACCUUUUACUUCUUUAUUGCAAAUUUGAAUACUUCGAUCUAGCAGCUGAUGUGCUCGCUGAAAACGCACAGUUUACUUAUAAAUAUUUAACACCAUAUUUGUACGAUUUCUUAGACGCUAUAAUAACUAGUCAAACGUCACCAGAGGAAGCAUUUCAAAAAUACGAAGAUAUUGCCUCAAAACAUGCAGAACAACUCAGAAAACUCACAAAAGUGGUGCAAGAGAGUCGUUCUCAGGGGGAUAACGAUCAAGUAAAGAAGGCUGUUGUCGAAUAUGAAGAAGCGUUGGAAAGAUAUAUUCCAGUGGUCAUGGCACAGGCCAAAAUAUAUUGGGACAUGGAAAACUACGGACAAGUUGAAAAGAUUUUUCGAAAGUCUGUGGAAUUCUGCAAUGAGUCAGAUGUCUGGCGACUAAACGUAGCGCAUGUGCUGUUCAUGCAAGAAAAUAAAUAUAAGGAAGCUGCCAGUUUCUAUGAGCCUAUUGUUAAGAAACAAUACGAUAAUAUAUUAGACGUAAGUGCAGUUGUUUUAGCUAAUCUAUGUGUGUCUUACAUAAUGACGUCACAAAAUGAAGAAGCCGAGGAUAUCAUGCGUAAAAUAGAAAAAGAAGAAGAGCAACAAAUAUUUGAGGACCCUCAAAAGAAAUUCUACCAUUUGUGCAUCGUGAACUUAGUUAUUGGCACUUUAUAUUGUGCGAAGGGAAACUAUGAAUUUGGAAUAUCAAGGGUAAUAAAGUCCCUUGAACCUUUUAACAAACGUCUGGGUACAGACACUUGGUUUUACGCAAAGCGUUGCUUUUUAUCCUUCCUGGAAAACUUGGCUAAACACUUGAUUGUUGUUAAAGAUAACACUAUUAAGGACUGCCUGCAGUUUCUCGAAGGUUGCGAGACUUAUGGGCGACGAGUGAGUACUGUUAUCGAGAACCCUUUUCAAGAAGAAGAUGCGCACACUAAGGCUAAGCAAACGGUGACAUACGAGGCGCGGCUCUUGCGGUACAUGUUCUAUAAGCUAAGAAACAUUGAUGAUUCUGUUACUAUAAAUAAGUAUGAGGAUUUGAAAUAAACGCUUACCUGGAGGUAUUGGUCUUUUAUCGUUGCCUGUCUUUCUUGCAUCUCUGUGUUUGAGCACAAAAGUCCGUUGCUGUCCAAAUGAUAUAGAUGCUAUAGGAGCUGUGGGAUCCAACUCUGGUUCAUUGUCUCUGUGCUCGCCCAUGUGAUCGUUACCAUUUCUAUAUCUAAAUACGGAAUGUAUGCAUAAAUUAUUCAAUACCAUCAACUACACAUAUGAUCUUUUUGUAAAAAAACUAUUGUUCUUUUGUUGCAUCCUCUCAUAAAGUUUAUUACACGAAUUAAUUCAAUAAAUUGAAAACUAGAUAACUAAUCUUAUGACGACUCAAUCAUAUCUUUGUUCUAGUCGUUAUUUUAUGUAAUCAUUAGAUAAAUUUAUACAAGAACGUAGAUAAAUAGAGACGCGACGUCUCAUAGAUUUCAACGACUCGUCACCUACAAUCUGUAGUAGGAUUUCAAAAUCUCUUAUUUUUAUGACAAAAAAUUGCCAACUUCUGCCUGCUUUAGGGCCUGGCCAAACGAGAACCUUAUUCAUUCAGACAAACAAAAGACCCUGGUCUGUGUAGUAGGCCCGCUUGUGUCAAGUAAAUUAUAUAGAUAUUUAAAUAUGUAACCUGUUUAUGUAACUUACUUGUUUACCAAAACAAAGUCGUAUUUAAUCCCUUUUAGAGCUACAAGAAAGUCUCGUAGAGCCAGAACAGGCGCCGGCCAGGGUAGAGCGGGUACUGUAGUGCCAGAAUAAGUGUACGUGAUACCCGGAUCGCCAUAGGCUACUUGCUGCCGUGGCAAAGGGUAAAUUUUGCCGAACACCCUAA